UGGGAGGGGGAGGAGGAGGCGUACAGUGUACGCUUCGCGGUGCCGUACAGAAAUAAAAACUGCGCAAUUUCAAAUGAGGACCAGUUUGGAAGAUCCCUAAGAAAAAAAUCUUUCUGCCAGCCGUGCCCCAUUCCUGCUACCCAUGGAAAGUGGCGACCCAGGCAUCUGAUCAAGUGCAUCCAUCCCACGCGAAGAGCCUGCCCUCUGUACAUCUUCGCCAGGGCUGCCCGUUGAAUCUGGUUUUACUGCGUGUGGCACCCAGAAGUGCACGGCGUGGAAGUGGAAAAGCCCAGAGACCUGGUGUGAGGGGGUGUCGGAGGUGAAGGGGGGCAAUGGAGUUGGAGAAGACCUUCGCCGUGCAAAACAAUUCUGGCUGCAAAUACAGACUGCGUGGCUGCCCGGCUGUCAAUCAAAGAGGCAACAAAAUCCACUCACACUUGGGAGAUCCCGGGAGCACGAGGAGGCGAGGCGCGCGCCGCUGCCCAGACAUGAAGCUAUUUACUCAAACACUGUGGUCUCGAGUCCUGUUUCAUCCAACAAAUGAAAAGCACUGGAUGGCCUCUCGUGCUCCCCACAACUUCCUCUUUUCUUAUGCAGUCACCUGAAAAGAUACCACGGCGUAUUAAAACCUGCAAAGGUGUAUUUUUGGUGGACCUUUCUGGGAGUAGGUGUUGACAGUUACUAUAUGGAGAGAGACGAUUGCUGUUGAGGAUUUUCUUCUGGCAUAUUGGUAGAAAGCAGCUUUUUCUGAGGAUGACACAAAAAGCAAGUGGAAACUUGAAGAUGUAACUGCCCUUCCCUGGUGGUGAGAGAGAGUGAGCAGACUGUUGAGGAUGUUAAUGUGCUGAUAGCACAGCCUUCUCUUCUUGUGUCUAAUUGCCAUCCACAAGAUUCCUUGUCCCCUGCAGUGUAUUGAAAUCAAUGCCCUGAGAUGAUUGUAUGGAGAAAGUGAAUUGAAGCCUUCGUUUAAAAGAAAUUAAUCAAGCGCAUGUUCACAGGGUAUGAUGGAGCAGCAGUGAACACAUUUGCUGACAAGUGAUCUUGAAUUUCGAUUAAGCACCCACAAGUACGAACAGGGAUCUUGAAUCUCUCUGUUAAGCAAGACAAUUAGGAGCAGGCCGGCCAGUAGGUGAGGAACUGGCAAAUACAGUUACUGUGGCUGGAUGCAUCACACAUCGGAUCAGUUUGGGGGGCGCAGCACACAGGAUAAUUUUCCUCUGGAAAGCCUAAGCCAAGGCAGAGGAUGGGGACCCACAGGGGGCCGUUCAUGGCUUCCACCAUCAUCCAGGUGUGCUAGCAGCACAAGCCAACCAUCCCUUCCACCUCACCCUCCUCCUCCUCCUCCUCCUCACAUGAGUGGUCUUGUACAUCCCAACAAGCUCAUGGUUUCAGCUGGGUCUCUGCCCCGUACAUUGCAUGACAAGAUUGAUGCCAUUCAUGGUUUAGCACAAAGCCUGCUGCGAGAUCAGCAUCAGCCACGUUUGUGGGAGCAGCUGGGGCAAAUCUAUGAAUCGGAGCAGGACUUGGAGGAGGCACUGCGCUGUUAUCAGAACGCCUUACGAUAUCAGACGUAUGGUGGCGGCUACAACCACCUCUCCACACAUGUUAGCCAGCUGCAGCGGUUUCUUAAUCCUCACCAGCAUCGGCCUCGCACUCUGCCUUUGGUUGUUGAUGUGUGGAGCCUUCUACAGCAGCAACCCAGAAAUUUUCCAGGGAAAAACAAUUGUCAACUAAAACGUCCUGCUACUCAUAUGGACCAUACGGUGAUCCAUCACACGCCAGGUAUUCAUCACAUGAUUUCCAGUGCUGCACCAAAUGAUGAGAUUCCAAGUCAAGUGAAGAGAAAGAGAAGCAGUAGUCCUGAUCAGGUGCACCAUGGAGGGUUACAGCGAACACCUAUCACAAACCCUCACCAUCAAGGCCAUUACCAGCAGUCUAAGCCCAACCUAUGGAACCCUCUGCAUAAGAGUGGCCAUUCCUGGCAUCACCCUGAAAGGAAGAGCACACAGGCUGAUUUCCAGGAUCAGCAGAAGAAUAUUUUAGGAGGUUAUCCAUGUCGAACAAAUUUAAGCAACACCUCCUCAUCGCUUAGCCCUCCUGCCUUAACAUCUCCACCUCAGUUCAUCAACAGAAGUAACUCCAAAUCACAGCUACAGACUACCACCAGCUCCUUGAUGAACCAGAUUCAUGACGGUGCAAGCAUUAACAGCCCCAAUAUAUUACCAAGUACUUUAAACAGCCAGCAUCAAUUACAAUGUUCAGCAUCAGGAGAAGGAAACCGCAACAGUUACAAUCAAAGCCGGCUGACAGUUGAAAGUGCAGCCCGGAAUGAGCUCAGGGGCAAUCCGAGAAGUGACUCCAGAGAGCCUCGUGUCAUAGGUAGUGAUAGCCAGCAGGCUAGACUUGAGCAGCAAAGCGUCUCACCAGCAGAUAUUACCUGUGUGCCUUAUAACACUCAUCACCAACCCAACAAUAGCACAGUUGCUGGAACUCCUCAUAGCCUGGCCACUGUGUCAUCUUCAGCCUCAUCGAGUGAAGUCUGGAGAAAAGAACAGCAUUCAUCAUCCGGUGGCAAUGGCUCUCAUCUAACAGCAGGACUGUACUCCCGUAGCCAAGGGCUUGAAACUCAGGGUCAUAACCGACCUUCAGAAGGGGAUACAGCUUUGGUGGUGCAUGAGCAUAAACCAUCCAGCCCCCCUUCCUUGUCAGGAACAGCUGCCAUUGUUACCACUGCCACUAACAUUAAUCAUGCCAGUAUGUACAACAGCAGCAGCACCUCCAAAACAGUUCAGGUUACAGCACCCUCCACUGGUAGCACCACAGUGGGAAACCUUAUUAGGACUACAGCAGACUGGAAGGGAGACUCCAGGAAAGAUUUAUCUCUUUCAUCAGCCUUUGUGAAUCCUGGAGUAACUGAUGGAAUUGGGUCAAUGUAUGGCAAAGAUGUACAUGGGCCAUUAGUUAAGCAGGAGUCCUUCUAUGAUCACAGCAACAUUUCUGUAACUGCUGCUCCUUCAUCCAGUGUAAUUAGCCCUAACAUUAGGACCAGUUUUCAACAGUCAAAAGUGAAAAGUAUGAGUAACGAAAAGGAAAUUGGUGGACUGCAAAAUGUGAAUACUGCUAAACCUACUGUUCCCCCACCUACGGCAUUUGAAACAGUCCAGCCAUUGUCUGAUCAACCCUUAUCUUCUCAGGCUCAUGAAAGCCCUUACCAUAAAUCUUUUCCUAGAAAAACUCAAAGCAUUGAGGAGGUAUUGGACAAGUUGGAUGCAGAACUUGAAAGGCGGACACAAAGUGAAAUAGAAUUAUUGGAGGUGGAGAAGGAGGAGCAAAAUGUAAAUGAUACAAUGCCCAUUUUGACUUGUAAUGAUGACAAGGUGUCUCCAGCUCAGUCUGUUUCAAAUAAAAAGUUCCAGCAACGAUGUAUUGAGAAAGAUACAGCAAGAAUGUCAGCAUCUUCUCUUUACUGGACAACUGGAAAUAGUAAUGCUAUUCACCUCCCCGCCUCUCCAGCUGAAGACGAGCGACCAAAAACUCCUGGACUUGACCUUGGUGCUGAGCAGGAGAAGCAGAGGAACAGGAGUGAAAGCAAAAACAGCAGGGAGAUGCAAGGACCUCAGGUAUCACAGUCACCAAAUACCUCAGGAACUACAUCUUACAGACCCUCCGAAAUGGAUGGUCUAUUAAUGCAACAAACAGCAGCAGUUUUACCCAAAGAUCUAGCAAUGCUAGGAGCUGUAAGAGGCAAUCGGACACCAUCCCAGGGGGCAACAUCUCCAUGUUUUACAAUGGACAGACGGCAGGAUUGCUUAAAAGGAGUAGUAAUAAAAAAAGAGACAGAACCUGUAAAAAUAGAAAAUGGUAAGAAGUUGUUUGAAGAUUUUUCUGCCAGCCCUGGUGGUCAGGCUGAUCAGUUUGAGGAGCCAUCAGAAUUGUCCACCAUUUUGCCUGACGGUUUAGCCAAUAUCAUGAAAAUGUUGGAUGAGUCUAUUAAAAAAGAAGAAUUAUAUAAGAACACCAGUCAAGUUAAGGAUCAGUAUAGCUGUGUCUCCCCGGUUAGGAGCUGCAUACAAGCCACAACAGAAAGGGGUCAACCUCCUCCCCUGCUGGAAAGACCAAAAGCUACUCUGCAAAGCUCCAGCCUUAACAUUAAUGCAGUCAACAAGACUCCACCUGUUCUCAGUAGGCAGGGGUCUGUGGCUUCUCUGUCAUCAUCUUACAGCCGGUCUUCCUCUUUUUCUGAAGAGGAUACUAGAAGCCCGGUGAAAUUGAGUCCCAGUUAUACAAGAAAACCUAGGCAACUGGAUAUAACAGAAUCCCCAGUUAAGGAUCAUGUUUCCAGUAGCAAAUACCAGGAUUCUAGAGUUUGUGAUGUUUCUGAGAAUAUUGAUGUCAAAAAAUCUGAAGACAAAUUACAGAAGAAAUUAACUCCUGAAAAGUCUAUCUUUAAAAAUGACAAAGAGAAGUUGUGCUCCAUGAAGGAACACCAUGAAACUGCGUUGAAUGAGACACAAGACUCUCCUCCCCCUUAUGCCCCACUCCAGCAGACUGGAGUAGGUAACAUGUUUAAAUCUCUUGCUUCAGUACUUGAAAGUCAAAAAUAUUCCUACAGGGGUGGCCCUUUUGGUAGACCGCCAGCUGGAAGUCGUGGAAGCAGUGGAUCUUCUUUGAAGUACAAGCCGUCCAUCAGUGGAGAUUUCCCCAGAAAGAGUCCUGUAUGCAGUGAAUCACUAGCAUUUUCUUCUCAGUUAACUACCUCAGAUUAUGAAGAAAUGUGGUGCAGUAAAACUCAUUCUGUGGUGCCCAAAAAAGAGAUUACCCAAUGUAGCUCAAGAGACUCGAAUAAAACCGAAAUAAAGCAAGAAGAAAUGGGAACUGAUGCAGAUAUUAAGCAGGACUUUUGUGAGGGGCAAGACAAAACUAAGGUCAUGCCAGUGACAGAAAAGGAUGGCAUAAUAAUGAGUAAAAAGGUGAAUAAGGUGAAGGAGGAAAGGAAGCAGACAUCAGUGUCAAAGACAUCCCUUGCAGAGCAGGGACGUAGUUGUGAAGUUCUUUUGACGCGAUAUGAAAUUCCAGAAGGAAGCUGCUGUGUAAAGGCAGACAAAGACAGAAAAAAUGAAAAGGAAAGAGAAAAAGAGAUGGAGAAGGAAAAAUCAGGAAAAGGACAGAAGAUUGAAGAUAGACAUCGACGAAGAAGUAGGAAAGAGCACAAAAAGCACCGGAAAAGGGAUUCUUUGUCUGCCUCCACAUCCUCCUCAGGAAAUGGGCUCAGCAGCAGAUGUAGUUCACAGAAGCACAAGGAUAAAGAAAGCAAAGCUCAUAAGGAUAAGAGCAGACAGGUGCUAGGAAAUUUGGACAUGCAGAGCAAAGAGGUUCAAGGCAGAGAGAAAAGCAAAGCGGAAGGAACUAGCGCAGCAUCCACAAAGGGUGAAUCAAAGAGGUCGUCUAACUCUGGAAAUGUUAAGAAGGAAGAGGCAUCAGCAACAGUAUCUUCUGGCGGAAACCAUAAAGCUGGAAGCUCUUUAGGACCCGCAGACCUUCUAAAGCUGAAGGCACUUUCUGAUGGUCCCCCUAAAGAGCUGAAAAUUCGUCUGAUUAAAGUGGAAAGUGGGGAUCGUGAGACCUUUAUUGCUUCGGAGGUGGAGGAGAAGCGAAUUCCCCUUUCAGAAAUCACCAUUAAAAACGCGGCUAGUGAAGUGAUCCGGGCCUGCAAGAAUGCAAAAAUUAAAGGGAAGUUUUGGGAGUCCCACCUUCAACCAGAAUUUUCUGUGAAGCCAAAUAUGGGAAAUGAAGAAAAUCUUCCAAGAGAGAAACUGAACCCACCUACCCCAAGUAUUUAUUUGGAAAGUAAGCGCGAUGCUUUCUCCCCAGUGCUUCACCAGUUUUGCACAGACUCAAAAAAUCCCAUUACUGUCAUCCGAGGCCUGGCUGGGUCACUGCGCCUUAAUCUGGGCCUGUUUUCAACUAAGUCUUUAGUAGAAGCAAAUGGAGAUCAUUCUGUGGAGGUUCGCACACAGGUUCAGCAGCCUUCAGAUGAAAACUGGGAUUUCGCAGGCAACAAACAGACUUGGCCAUGUGAGAGCAGCCGUUCUUACACCACUAUUGCAAAGUAUGCUCAGUAUCAGGCAUCAUCUUUCCAGGAAAGCUUACAGGAGGAGAAAGGCAGUGAUGAAGAUGAGGAUGAAGAGGAACAAGUCAGCACACCAGUGCCUUCUAUCAACAGUUCGGAUCAGAAAGGGAAGAUAAUAAAGUUUGGGACAAACAUUGAUCUCUCUGAUCCCAAGCGAUGGAAGCCACAACUCCAGGAGCUUCUCAAGUUGCCCGCUUUUAUGCGAGUUUCCUCCAGUGGCAAUAUGUUAAGUCAUGUAGGAUAUACCAUUUUGGGCAUGAACACCGUGCAGCUGUAUAUGAAGGUGCCAGGCAGUCGCACACCAGGUCACCAAGAAAACAACAACUUCUGUUCUGUCAAUAUCAACAUCGGGCCUGGUGACUGUGAAUGGUUUGCAGUGCAUGAGAGCUACUGGGAAACAAUUAGUGAAUUUUGUGAGCAGCAUGGUGUGGAUUACUUAACGGGCUCCUGGUGGCCAGUUUUAGAAGACCUUUACAAGGCCAAUAUUCCAGUUUACCGCUUUAUCCAACGACCAGGAGAUCUUGUGUGGAUCAAUGCAGGGACAGUACAUUGGGUACAAGCAGUUGGCUGGUGCAAUAACAUUGCCUGGAAUGUGGGCCCACUUAUUGCAUAUCAGUACCAGCUUGCACUGGAGAGAUUUGAAUGGAAUGAUGUGAAAAAUGUCAGGUCCAUCGUGCCCAUGAUUCAUGUGUCCUGGAAUAUUGGGCGUUCUGUCAAAAUCUCUGAUUUUGACACCUUCAGGAUGGUCAAACACUGUUUGCUACAGUCCCUAAAAAACACACAGAUUCUGCGAAACAGGCUCAUUCAAGAAGGAAAGAAGAUCUCUUACCAGAGCCGUGUCAAAGACGAGCCAGCGUACUACUGCAAUGAGUGUGAUGUGGAAGUCUUCAAUAUCCUUUUUGUUACAUGUGAGAACAGCAGCCGUAAGACAUACGUGGUGCACUGUGAAGACUGUGCACGCAAGCGCAGCCAAAGUCUGCUAAACGUGGUGGUGCUUGAGCAGUACAAAACUGAGGAGCUGAUGCAAGUUUAUGAUAACUUUGUUCUGGCGCCACAGCCAAGCUCAAGAUGAGACAUCAUUAAGGGUCCAAAGCCACAACCAAAACAUGGCUCCAGUAGCUGGGCAACCUGCAACCUUACGCAUUAGCCAUUCAACAGUUUACUUACCUUUGUUUACAAUACCGCAACAGCCAAUCAACACUCACCUUGCCUCCGCUCACUGGUGGCUGAAAAGAGACACGUACUCUGUAGAGAAUGCUUAAUGUAGAGUCAACCAGCAAGAUAAAAAAGAAAACAAAACAAUCAAGACAGAUGUCUGAUGGAGGGGUAGGGGAUGUGCACCAGCUGCCACACAGGUGGACCUUAUGAUGAAAACGACGAUUUGGAACUAAACUUUUAUUUGUUUUGUUUUUAAUUUUUUAAAUUCUUUUUCUAUCCCCCUUUGGGUACAAAACAAAGUUGUGACUUGGAAAAAAAAUGUUGCAACUUGAAUUAAAAAAAAAAAAGAUUUUUCUUAAAAAAAAAAAAAAGAUCAAACAGCCUGGUAAGAUACCACAUUGGCCUUGGACUUAUUUAAAUAAGCAGAAGAAAGAGGACAUUUUUUUAAAGCAUUAAAGAGAAAAAAUAAUUGAGACACAAACACAGUGGUUUUGGAAUGCUUCUAAUACGGGUUAUAGCAAGAACUAUUCUGUCCUAGAGAAUCUUGUAUUUGUGUUGUAACAGUGUGGUGUAUGCAUAUUUUAUUUGGAUUUUUGUUUUGUUUUUAAGUACAAUUUGAGACUGUAAUGCCCAUCCUAACAUGUUUUCUUGAUCGCGUGAUCAUUCUUUUACCUCCAGAUUUUUAUUUGUGUAUUUCCUUUAUGAAUUGUAAAUUUCUUUAUUUAUAUAUUGUUUCUCUUCUAUUUAUUGGAUUUAGAUGUUUCUCCCCCAUUUUUUUAGUGUUUUUCAGAUUCACAUUUUGUUUGUUUUUUUUAUUGCAAUUAAUCUGUAAUAUUUGGAAAAAAAAUGGUUUGGGGGUUGGGGGGGUGGAUCUUAUGGUGCUUUUUUCUCAGUAUAUACAUAUAUAAAUAUAUUAUAUAUAACUUUUAUUUCCUUAUGUCCCACAAACCACAUAGAGCCAGUCCGUUGAAAUUCAUUCUUUGUUUUUUCUUUUCUUUUAAUGCAAAAAAAAAAAAAAAAAGAAUUAUGAUUUUAGGAGCUUUUGCAGAAAUAAGGACAAUUUGUAAAGUUAAACUAAAUCAAUAUUAACUGUUUGAAAUGAUAACUAAUAGGUUUGGCAUAGAUUGUUUUUACUUAUUUUGUUUAGUAUUUUUCCUAUUAGAAUUUUUGUCUCAUUUUCUGACACAAAAUUGCAUCUUUUUUCGGAUUUUAAUGCACUGUUUUCAAAUUCAUACACAAACUGAGCCAGAUCUGUCUUAAAAAUCCUCUUGUGAAGUUGUGUGACAUAAUUAUUAUUAUUAUUAUUAAUAAAAAGUUUUGAUAAA
Polypterus senegalus (gray bichir) is the source of this 8613-nucleotide messenger RNA. RefSeq names its product lysine (K)-specific demethylase 6B, a (gene kdm6ba). The coding region runs from base 1164 to 7202 and encodes 2012 amino acids. The transcript has 27 exons. Gene Ontology annotation, molecular function: histone H3K27me2/H3K27me3 demethylase activity; protein binding; chromatin DNA binding. Gene Ontology annotation, biological process: heart development; regulation of gene expression. Gene Ontology annotation, cellular component: MLL3/4 complex. NCBI's taxonomy places the organism in Eukaryota, Metazoa, Chordata, Cladistia, Polypteriformes, Polypteridae. The record is from RefSeq and is a predicted model, not a curated record.